This is a messenger RNA of Durotheca rogersii, 1410 nucleotides long. RefSeq lists its product as uncharacterized. Bases 602 to 1240 code for a protein of 212 amino acids. The transcript has a single exon. The record is from RefSeq and is a predicted model, not a curated record. Lineage: Eukaryota; Fungi; Ascomycota; Sordariomycetes; Xylariales; Xylariaceae.
ACUUCCCAACAUGCAAUACCACCUGAUGGUUCCGUGAAGCCCGGGCAGUCUGGCGGCGCAUUACUUAUUACAUAACGUAUCCAUACGAGGAGGACGGCUAGUUUGGUACGUAUAUUAGACUUUACGCACCUAACCUACCUGGCAGGUAGGUAGUCCCCCUUUGCAUUCCUAGAUUCCUCUCCUGUUGCAAGGAGGUGUCUAGCAUCCCAUCGAUAGAUCGCCCUUUUACCAUGCGCGCGUGCGCCAUGCACAUGCAGCAAUCACGAGCCGGCCCUUAAGUUCUCAUUCCGAUGCGCACAAGGGGGGUAAACGCGCAGAAACGCUUCCGACCUCUCGGUUCGUGGGCCGGGCUGCGCCACGCUAUUGUGUCCAGCCGGGCUGGUCAAGCAGGCCUGCUGGUGGUAGCGGUGGCGGUCCCGUACGCGUCUUGCGCCGACGGUUCCCUCGUUCUCAUACGUGGAAUUCUGCGCAGGUGCGUAAGUAUGAUGCACACAGGCGCUCCGGUACGUGCGCGGAUGUAAGCACCCUUAACGAUAAAUCUAGAUGCGAGAAGAGGCGGGUCCGUCCGUUCUGUCGUUCGCUAUUUGGCGGCGUCUCGGCGAUGGCCAAGCUGCGGGUGAUCGGGACUUGGAAUGCCUGCAGGGACUAUAUACGACAAGUGAUUUCGCAGGGAGAGAGGGGGGGGGGGGUUCCAUACGUUUACUCAUAUACCGUGUGCACACAGAGGCCUAGGCACAUGUAUGGGUGCGUUAUCGGUUCGGCAGGCGACGCUAUCGAUGCUGUAUACGGGGCUCGAAUACGAGGAUCCGGCAGGUCGUUACCAGGCGGUCGGCUUUGUUUCCGACCAGCAGGCGACGGCGUUCCCCGUAGCCGAGUUGGGCAGUUGUUGUCCGUUUGUGAAACGGAGGAUUCGCCCAUAUAUACGCGCCGCCCAGCCCAUGUUGAACGAUUGUCUGAAACAAACGCUGCAAAUAUCCAACAGGCGGCACGCCUCACAUAUAGCACUGUUUACGUGUACAGCCCAUCGGAAUCGUGCACUGCUCGCCUACCCUACUCGCCUGCCCUGCUGGUAGGCGUCGCCUCUCGGCACUGGUAUGCUGGAUCGGGGGAUUCUGAGACUGAGCGUGGCCAACAGGAGGUACGCAACGCGUGCGUCUUCUGUGUGUAUGAUGUAUUUAUUGAAGAUAGGGGUAGAAAGACGCAGAAACAAACACGCAACAAAGCAACUACGUAUACGUAGGAGGUAGGCGGGCAGGUAUCUACAUAGCUACAUACACAGUGAAGGGAGUGGCGCUCGACGCAGGGGCAAAAGGACAGGGUUACGGAUCCUGAUUGGGUCGAUCGGCGGCUCCACCUAGACACUCCACCCCCUCGGGACCAACCAAGAUGGAGCCACCCGAGAAAUGCCAG